CGCAGACCGCACGUGUGAACAGACAUCAGAAGGAUGUUCGGAAUUGGCUUCGUUGGUUAUGGCCUGUUUGAUCUAUCCACCUUAACAUAAUUAGCAUCAAUAAAACAGACAAGGGUUCGAUCGAAAACGGGAUUUGGUCAAAAAAAAACUAACACUGAAGCUGAAAGGCAAUCGAACCUCAACCUACGCGAAUCAGACCUACAGAGGAGAUCAGCGUUCAGAAUUAAGGGUUUCAAGCUAUGGCUUGAAAAUUGUGAUCUUUCACGCAUGGAUUGCCUUUUAUGUUGAUUAGGGUUUGAUAUUGGUAGGUGUUAAUUACUCGGAAGUAAAAUGGUGACCAAUCAGCAUUUCUCUCGAAUCGACACUUUGAAGCUGAAAGCUCUAUUUUAUCAGAAACUUGGGCAUCAAACAGCAGACAAGUACUUCAAUCUGCUCCAACUGUUAUUCAGCUCCAAGAUUAGCAAGAAUGAGUUUGAUAAGUUCUGCGUUCGAGCAAUUGGGAGAGAGCACAUCCCUCUUCACAACCGGCUUAUCCGUUCCCUUUUAAAGAAUACCUGUCUUUCCCAAGUUCCACCGCCAAAAGUUAGAAGGGUAAAAGGGGCCUUAAAUGUCAAAAUUGCAGAUGGUUAUCCGAAAAGUUAUCUUCAUUCUCUUUAUGGAGAUACAUUUCCUCCAUCCCCUCGCAAGGGUAGGAGGUCUCCAAGGGAUCGGAAAUAUCGGGGCCCACCUGGGAAGACGCAAAGUCCCACAUGUGAAGAAUCGCUCCCUAGGGUACAAGAGCAACAAAGCGCGACCGAGUUACAUUCUCUUGGAAGCAGACCUCCUCUUGAAGUUGCAUCUGUGGAAGAAGGGGAGGAGGUUGAACAGACUGCUGGAAGCCCCUGUGUACAAAGCAGAAGCCCAGUUACAGCUCCUCUUGGUAUUUCCAUGAAUAUCGGUGGUGUUGCUCGUAAAACUCUAUUAAAUGGAUCUGCAUAUAAUUUUCAUCCAGAGACUUGUCAGAACAGUGGUGAGCUACCCGAUACUAGAUCUUUAAGGAGCCGUUUGGAGAAGAAGUUGGAGAUGGAGGGCCUUAGCAUAUCUGUGGACAGUGUAAACUUGUUAAAUAACGGGUUGGACGCAUUUUUGAAGAGGUUGGUUGAACCUUGCAUGGGACUUGCUAGGUCAAGGCAUGGAAAAGAGCAUGUUGGGGGACAAAAUGGUCAAUUUGCUCGUGGGUUGAAUGGGAUUUUACCUGGGAGAUGCACGCAGAGACCAAUCCAGUCGACUUGUGCAUCUAUUUUGGAUUUUCGCGUAUCAAUGGAGUCAAAUCCUUAUAUACUUGGAGAAGAUUGGGCAGUACAACUUGAGAAGAUAUGCUCUCGUGCAUAUGAGGAAUGAACGGCAACCAGCAAGAUAAUACACGGCAGUUUAAGAUAGGGUGAGACCCUGAGAUAUGACUUCGAAGUUCCUAUGAAGGGAUGAUUCAGUUGUUGUUGUAGUUAAAGAUUCACUCUUACAUGAAUCUUUGAGCUCCAAUGUUUUACGUGGCCCUAAUGGCCAUUGGCAAAAGGAAUAUGCAGUGAAUGGCAUGGGAUGUUUCAGAUCAAGUAUUUAGGUUGCAUUUAGAUGCAAGAGAUACAAUUCUUGGGGAGGGAAACACGUUUAUACGGUCAAUUUACACAUUGUCAUACUGUUGGAAACCUUGCUGUCUCAAGAGUUCCAACAUCAUUCUUCUCUCGGUACCUGUUGUUCCUUAUGUAUUGAAUUUUCCUUGCAAUAAAAGCAGUAUUAGAUUCCAAA
Molecule: messenger RNA, 1782 nt
Organism: Rhododendron vialii
Lineage: Eukaryota; Viridiplantae; Streptophyta; Magnoliopsida; Ericales; Ericaceae
Exons: 2
Coding region: 331-1380 (349 amino acids)
Biological process (GO): regulation of transcription by RNA polymerase II
Cellular component (GO): SAGA complex
Molecular function (GO): transcription coactivator activity
Source: RefSeq, a predicted model, not a curated record